AUGAUGGCAUCAAAUAAGAUUAAAGUUGAUAAUUAUGUAGUCGAGAUGGAUGGUGAUGAAAUGACAAGAGUCAUUUGGAAGAUGAUCAAGGAUAAAUUGAUCUUCCCAUUCUUGGAUCUCAAGAUUGAUUACUAUGAUUUGGGUAUGGAGCAUAGAGAUGCAACUGACGACCAAGUUACCAUCGAUUGUGCCAACGCCAUUUUGAAGCACAACGUCGGUAUCAAGUGUGCCACUAUCACACCGGACGAGAACCGUGUCACUGAGUUCAACUUGAAGCAAAUGUGGAAGAGUCCAAACGGUACCAUCAGAAACAUCCUCGGAGGUACUGUCUUCCGUGAGCCAAUCAUCAUCCAAAACGUUCCACGUCUCGUUCCAGGUUGGAAGAAGUCGAUCGUCAUCGGUCGUCAUGCCCACGGUGACCAGUACAAGGCCACCGAUUUCGUUGUCAAGGGUGCCGGUAAGUUGGAGAUGACCUUCACACCUGCCGACGGUUCCGCCGCUCAAAAGUUCACUGUAUUUGACUUUAAGGAGGGUGGUGUCGCCAUGGGAAUGUACAACACCGACGAGUCGAUCGUCGGAUUCGCCCAGUCAUGCUUUGAGUUUGCUCUCGACAAGAAGUGGCCAUUGUACUUGUCUACAAAGAACACCAUCUUGAAGAAGUACGACGGUCGUUUCAAGGAUAUCUUCCAAGAUAUCUACAACAAAGAGUACAAGGCUAAAUACCAAGCUGCCGGUAUCUGGUACGAACAUCGUUUGAUCGACGACAUGGUUGCCUACGCCAUGAAGAGCGAGGGUGGUUUCGUUUGGGCUUGCAAGAACUACGAUGGUGAUGUUCAAUCCGAUUCAGUUGCCCAAGGUUAUGGUUCACUUGGUUUGAUGACAUCUGUUCUCCUCUGUCCAGACGGAAAGACUGUGGAAGCUGAAGCUGCCCACGGUACCGUCACUCGUCACUACCGUGAUCACCAAGCCGGUAAGGAAACCUCUACCAAUCCAAUCGCCUCCAUCUUUGCCUGGACUCGUGGUUUGGCUCACCGUGCCAAGUUGGAUAACAAUCAACGUCUUGCCAAGUUCUGUGCUGAUCUCGAAGCUUCCUGUAUCGAAGCCGUCGAGCAAGGUAAAAUGACUAAAGAUUUGGCUCUCUGUAUAAAAGGUUCUUUGGAUAAUGUUAAACGUUCUGACUAUUCAAAUACUAUUGAAUAUAUCGAUGCUGUUGCUGAUAUCCUCCAAAAGAAAUUAAACUUUGGUGGACAACUUCAUGUUCGAAUUGAUGACCAUGGUGACCGUGGUGGAUGUGUACAACAUGACCGUUGUGGAGAACGGCAGCUGAGUGUCCGUGGUGUUUCUUGUGUUCAUAUUCCUUGUGAGCAUCAUGUUCAUGAUGAUGGGUGCUGUGGUGCAAGUGACCGUCGUGAUGCCAAUAAGUUACGUAGUGGUGAGUCUAGUUAUAGUAAUAUGUUAGAAAAUCAUUCUUUAUAUUUAAAAGAACAAAAUGAAAUCUUGAGUUUUGCAAAAAAAUCAAAAAUUGUCUAA
Messenger RNA from Heterostelium album PN500, 1530 nucleotides. RefSeq names its product NADP-dependent isocitrate dehydrogenase (gene idhC). Gene Ontology annotation, molecular function: NAD binding; isocitrate dehydrogenase (NADP+) activity; magnesium ion binding. The record is from RefSeq and is a predicted model, not a curated record. The transcript is spliced from 6 exons. Gene Ontology annotation, biological process: isocitrate metabolic process. Gene Ontology annotation, cellular component: mitochondrion. Lineage: Eukaryota; Evosea; Eumycetozoa; Acytosteliales; Acytosteliaceae. The coding region runs from base 1 to 1530 and encodes 509 amino acids.